AGACCUCGCCGUGCACGGAGCUGGGGGCCUUUCUGCUGAGUAUCCCUCACUGCAUAGUAGCACAUGGAUUUCAAGACUUCAAAUGAAGAGACAAAGACUGGGAUUUAUUUGAUGCAAGAAGGUAAUGAGGAGCCGUUUAAUAUUCGACUACACUUGGCCAAAGAUAUUCUGACCAUUCAAGAGCAAGAUGUCAUCUGUGUGUCGGGAGAGCCUUUUUAUUCAAGUGAGAGGACUGUAACGAUCAGGAGGCAGACGAUUGGAGGGUUCGGCCUGAGCAUCAAGGGUGGAGCAGAGCACAAAAUCCCUGUUGUGAUAUCGAAAAUAUCAAAAGAACAAAAAGCUGAGCUCUCUGGGCUGCUCUUCAUCGGAGACGGCAUCCUUCAGAUAAACGGAAUAAACGUCAGGAGCUAUCGCCACGAGGAAGUGGUCCAGGUUUUGAGAAACGCUGGCGAAGAAGUGACGCUCACGGUCUCUUUCUUAAAGAAGACGCCGGCCUUCCUGAAGCUGCCGCUGUGUGAGGACUGCACAUGCAUCCCCAGCGACCAGAGUAGUGGGACCUCCUCCCCUCUGUGUGAUAGCGGCCUGCACUUGAAUUAUCAUCCCAACAACACGGACACGCUGUCCUGCUCGUCCUGGCCCACGUCCCCGGGGCUUCGCUGGGAGAAGAGAUGGGUGGACCUGCGCCUUAUUCCUCUGCUGCACUCGCGCCUGUCGCAGUACAUCCCCGGCUCUGACGUCUGCAGAAAAAAUGCCUUCCAGGUCAUAGCGGUGGACGGCGUGUGCAGCGGAGUCAUCCAGUUUCCUGCAUCCGAAGACUGCCUGGACUGGCUUCAGGCAAUAGCGAGCAACAUUUCCGGUCUCACCAAGCACAAUGUGAAGAAGAUUAACCGAAACUUUCCAGUUAACCAGCAGAUUAUCUACAUGGGCUGGGUCGACGAGAAGGAGCAGGACUCCGUUCAGGACCGAAUGUAUUCACCAAAGUUCCUCGCUUUGAGGGGUUCCUCGCUCUUCAAGUUCUCAGCACCUCCUGUGACAACGUGGGACUGGACCCGAGCAGAGAAAAGCUUUACCGUGUACGAGAUCAUGUGCAAGAUCUUAAAGGACAACGACCUCCUGGACAAGAGGAGGCACUGCUUCAGCGUCCAGACGGAGACCGGCGAGGACAUGUUCUUCAGCGUGGAGCUGGAGUGCGAGCUGCUGAUCUGGGAAAAGGCUUUUCAGAUGGCCACCUUCCUGGAAGUGGAGAGGAUACAGUGUAAAACGUACGCCUGCAUCAUGGAGAGCCACCUCAUGGGACUCACAAUUGACUUCAGCAUGGGCUUUGUGUGCUUUGAUGCUGCUUCAAAGGCGGUCCUGUGGAGAUACAAGUUCUCCCAACUCAAAGGAUCAUCUGAUGACGGAAAAAGCAAAAUUAAGUUUCUAUUCCAAAACCAAGACUCUAAAUCUAUCGAAGCAAAGGAGCUGGAGUUCUCGAACCUCUUCGCCGUGCUUCACUGUAUUCACGCGUUCUUUGCUGCCAAAGUUGCUUGUCUGGACCCGAUGUUCGUGGAGAGCCAAGGCACCGCCACCACCGCCGGGAUCCCGUCCCUGUCCAGCCUCUCCUGCAAUUCACAGACACCCAAACUGAAGUACACCACUUGACAGGCGCUGCUUCC
Stegastes partitus (bicolor damselfish) is the source of this 1655-nucleotide messenger RNA. RefSeq names its product syntrophin, gamma 1 (gene sntg1). Lineage: Eukaryota; Metazoa; Chordata; Actinopteri; Pomacentridae. Gene Ontology annotation, molecular function: structural molecule activity; protein binding. The transcript has 18 exons. The record is from RefSeq and is a predicted model, not a curated record. The coding region runs from base 64 to 1641 and encodes 525 amino acids. Gene Ontology annotation, cellular component: intracellular anatomical structure; dystrophin-associated glycoprotein complex.